Kuraishia capsulata CBS 1993 is the source of this 1515-nucleotide messenger RNA. RefSeq lists its product as uncharacterized. Gene Ontology annotation, cellular component: membrane. The transcript has a single exon. Gene Ontology annotation, molecular function: carbohydrate:proton symporter activity. Lineage: Eukaryota; Fungi; Ascomycota; Pichiomycetes; Pichiales; Pichiaceae. The record is from RefSeq and is a predicted model, not a curated record. Gene Ontology annotation, biological process: transmembrane transport; carbohydrate transport. Bases 1 to 1515 code for a protein of 504 amino acids.
AUGAAGCCAAAGGUUUACCAAUUCCUGUUGGGUUGUUUUGUCGCAAUUGGCUCAUUUAAUUAUGGUUAUGAUAAUUCGGUAAUCACUGAAGUUAUUGCCUCGGACGCAUUCCUGAACAAAUUCAAGCCGAGUGCCAACGAGAAGUCUGCGGUUGUCUCUGUCUUCACCGGUGGUGCCUUCUUUGGGGCGGCUAUUGCUGGUAUCACCAAUGACUGGCUUGGUCGUCGUUGGACUAUCUUCAUUGGAACAGUGGUCUUUUAUCUAGGUGCAUCGUUGCAGACUGGUGCCGACGCUCUCUCCCAUAUGCUGGUGGGUAGAAUUUUUGCCGGGCUGUCUGUGGGUAUCAUGUACAUGGUUAUUCCGGUUUACCAGAGUGAGAUUGCGCACCCGUCCAUUAGAGGCUCCAUUUCAGCCCUCCAGCAGUCUUUCCUGGGUGUUGGGGCUUUGAUUUCCGCGUGGAUCUCGUAUGGCUGUUAUGUUGCGUUCACCUCUGAGGCUCAAUUCAGGUUGCCCUUGGGCCUUCAGUUAGUUCCUACGUUUUUCCUAAUGAUCUUUAUCUUCAUGCUGCCUGAGUCGCCUCGUUGGUUGAUAAAGAAAGGAAAGGAUGAGCUGGGACUCAAAAAUCUGGCAAAACUGCACUCCAACAACGACCUGGAAGAUGCGUUUGUCCUCGAAGAAUUUCACCAGAUUAAAGAAGAUGUCGAGAAAGAAUUUUUGAAUUCGGAAAUUCCUUUCUAUAAGAUAGUUUUCGGAAACAAGUCCAACUUCAGAAGAAUUUUGAUGGUUAUUUCACUGCAGGCCAGUGUGCAGAUGACCGGGGUCUCUUCCAUCUCGUACUUCACACCCUCUAUUUAUGCUCAGUUGCAUAUCACCACCUCCAAAAGUCUUCUACUUAGUGCUUGUGAUGGUCUCAUCAACACCAUUGUUGCCCAGGUUUCAUGUAUUCUGCUCCUCGACAGAUGGGGCCGUCGUUGGCCCAUCAUCACAGCUCAUUUUCUGCAAUGCCUCACGUUUAUAGCGUGUGCCAUUAUCAUGGCCAAAUUUCCCGUUGACAAACAGACCAUUCCACAUUCUGCGCAAAUCGGAUUCAUUGCUGCCACUUGGAUAUUCAACUUUAUUUUUUCCAUUCCUGGUACCACCUCGUGGAUCAUUCCUGCUGAAAUUUUCAACAUCCAGCUCAGAUCUGGGGGAGUGGCCGUGGCUACAAUGACCAGUUUUGCUUUCAACACGAUGAUCUCCCAAAUCACCUCGAUUGGAAUGGCCAAUUGUGGUUACAAGUUUUGGUUCCUCUUUAUUGUGUGCAACUUUACCAACGCCGUCUACUUCUACUGCUUUCUUCCUGAGACCGGUAGGACUCCACUUGAAAAGAUGGACAACCUGUGGGAAGAUGCGCCUUGGUUUAUCCCAAGCUGGAACAGAAAAGAUUACCUCAAGGAAUUGGAAGAAGAGGCCGUUGAGCAUGUUGGUCUGAACGAGAAAGAAGAUUUCGAGCAUGUGGAAGUAACAGAGCCUUGA